UUCCUCAGAUCAAUGCCCUGGCCACUCACUUUCUGAUGUUGCACGACGGGAAAUGCUUUGAAUACUUACGACAUGGCCGCUCACAUUGAUUGCCAAGAUUGACAGCAGUAACCAUCGCCUUCACUUGUUUCAGGAGGAAAAAAAUUAAUAAUAAUGAACCUGAUUGUAACCAAAUCUCCAGGCAACCCAUCAGCAAACUUCUAACGAUCCGGACCCUGCACAGCCAUGGCCCGGAGAAACACCAGCAGACUUUAGUGCAUUUAUUUUUAUUUUAUUUGCUGAAUUACUCCCCGUUUAUUUCUUUCCUUCCUACACCCCCUUGCCCCUUUUUUAAUGAAAAUUACUGAAGCGCGUAAAAAAAAAGGGGGGCGACUCUCCCAAUGCUUUGUGCCACACCGGAUUCCGAGGAGGUCAGUUUCAUGAAUUCAAAAGCAACUUACCAGUGAUUUCUGGGUGCUGGGGCUGAUUUUCUUGUGUGUUUUGACAGUGGUUCCUUGUGAUUUGGGAAGGUGUCAGAGGUGUUAUGCCAUCAAGUUCUGAAGUGCUGGCUGGUGUGGUAGGAGAAAACAGGACAGAAGAGUGGAAGAACAGCCAUUAUAUAAGAAUGUCUUCCAAGCAGGCCACCUCUCCAUUUGCCUGUGCAGCUGAUGGAGAGGAAGCAAUGACCCAGGAUUUAGCAUCACGAGACAAGGAAGAGGGAAACAAUGAUCAUCACGUGGCCUCCCAUCUGCCUCUACACACCCUAAUGCACAACAAACCUCACUCAGAGGAGCUACCGACUCUGGUCACCACCAUCCAACAAGACGCCGACUGGGACAGUGUUAUCUCAGCCCAGCAUAGAAUGGAGUCAGAGAGUAAUAAGUUAUGUUCCCUAUAUUCCUUCCGGAAUACCUCUACCUCACCACACAAGCCCGACGAAGGAGGUCACGAUCGCAGUGAGCUAAUGACCAGUGUUAAUUUUGGAACUCCAGAACGCCGCAAAGGAAGCCUUGCUGAUGUGGUGGAUACACUGAAACAGAAGAAACUAGAGGAAAUGACCAGGACUGAACAGGAAGACUCAUCUUGCAUGGAAAAACUACUUUCUAAAGACUGGAAGGAGAAAAUGGAAAGACUAAAUACAAGUGAACUCCUUGGAGAAAUUAAAGGUACACCAGAAAGCCUGGCAGAAAAAGAGCGACAGCUCUCUACCAUGAUCACCCAGCUGAUCAGUUUACGGGAGCAGCUCCUGGCUGCCCAUGAUGAACAGAAAAAGCUGGCAGCCUCACAAAUUGAAAAACAACGGCAGCAAAUGGACCUUGCUCGCCAACAGCAAGAACAGAUUGCAAGACAACAACAGCAACUUUUGCAACAGCAGCACAAAAUCAAUCUACUGCAGCAGCAAAUUCAGGUUCAGGGUCACAUGCCUCCGCUCAUGAUCCCAAUUUUUCCACACGACCAGCGGACAUUGGCAGCGGCUGCUGCAGCCCAGCAGGGAUUCCUCUUCCCCCCAGGAAUAACUUAUAAGCCAGGUGAUAACUACCCUGUGCAGUUCAUUCCAUCAACAAUGGCAGCUGCUGCUGCUUCUGGACUCAGCCCUUUACAGCUCCAGCAACUCUAUGCAGCUCAGCUGGCCAGCAUGCAGGUUUCUCCUGGAACCAAGAUGCCUUCUACUCCCCAGGCACCGAACACGACAGGGGCACUCUCACCUACUGGGAUGAAAAACGAAAAGCGAGGGACCAGCCCUAUAACACAAGUGAAGGAUGAAGCAGCACAGCCACUGAAUCUCUCAGCCCGACCCAAAACAGCGGAACCUGUCAAAUCCCCGACAUCACCGACGCAGAACCUCUUCCCAGCUAGUAAAACCAGUCCAGUGAAUGUGCCAAAUAAAAGUAGCAUCCCGAGCCCUAUCGGAGGGACAUUGGGAAGAGGAUCCUCCUUAGAUAUCCUUUCCAGUCUUAACUCACCUGCCCUAUUUGGGGACCAGGACACAGUCAUGAAAGCCAUACAGGAGGCUCGAAAGAUGAGAGAGCAGAUCCAGAGGGAGCAGCAGCAGCAGCAGCCGCCUCAUGGUGUCGAUGUAAAACUGCCCUCUAUGAAUAACAUGGGUCUAAACAACUGCAGGAAUGAAAAGAUGCCAGUGCGGAUAGAUGCCAUCACUGGAAGGAUAUGCAUUAGAACUGUAGACACAGAAAGAACACGCUUUGAGAAUUUAGGCCCACAAUUAACAGGGAAACCCAGUGAAGAUGGAAAACUGGGCCCAGGAGUCAUUGACCUUACAAGGCCAGAAGAUGCAGAGGGAAGUAAAGCAAUGAAUGGCUCUGCAGCUAAACUACAGCAGUAUUAUUGUUGGCCAACAGGAGGUGCCACUGUGGCUGAAGCUCGAGUCUACAGGGACGCACGGGGCCGAGCCAGUAGUGAACCGCAUAUCAAGCGACCAAUGAAUGCUUUCAUGGUUUGGGCAAAGGAUGAACGCAGAAAAAUUCUCCAAGCUUUUCCUGACAUGCACAACUCCAAUAUUAGCAAAAUCCUAGGCUCUCGCUGGAAAUCCAUGUCUAAUCAAGAGAAACAACCUUACUAUGAAGAACAGGCACGGCUAAGUAAAAUCCAUCUAGAGAAGUACCCUAACUACAAAUACAAACCUCGACCAAAACGCACCUGUAUUGUUGAUGGCAAGAAACUGCGUAUCGGGGAAUAUAAACAACUGAUGAGGUCUCGAAGACAGGAGAUGAGGCAGUUUUUUACUGUGGGACAGCAGCCUCAGAUUCCAAUCACCACAGGAACAGGUGUUGUCUAUCCUGGUGCUAUUACCAUGGCAACUACCGCACCAUCACCUCAGAUGACAUCUGAUUGCUCUAGCACCUCUGCCAGUCCAGAGCCCAGCAUCCCUGUCAUUCAGAGCACUUAUGGUAUGAAGACAGACAGCGGAAGCCUUGCUGGAAAUGAAAUAAUAAAUGGAGAGGAUGAGAUGGAAAUGUAUGAGGACUAUGAGGAUGAUCCCAAAUCAGACUAUAGCAGUGAAAAUGAAGCCCACGAGGCUGUCAGUGCCAACUGAGGAGUGUUUGCAGAAUUAAAGUACUCUGACUCUUUUGAUUUUUUGUUUUUUGUUGAACAAAAAGUUCUUAAAGAGCCUGCAUGCAUGUGUGGCUCCUACAGUUACAUCAGCAGAAUGGUCUUAAAUGUUUCUUAACGUGUGAGACAGAUUGUUCCCCUAAUUUUCAUGAACCUGUUUUUUUUUUUAAUUUAGGUGAAGACAUAUAUUAAAUAUCAGACAUUGGGACUUGAAAACUUAUAUGAAUCAAUAGCUGUCUUACAAGUCUUACCUUUUGUCUCUUGUCUCCCCCCCCCCCAUUUGGAUGCUGAUAAAGGUUUAAGUUUUUGUUUUAGAUGGGGGUUAUACAUUCUCACUCAGGUAUGCUGUGCCAGCCUACAGGUUGUGAAUGUGUUUUUAUUCUGGAUUAUUUUAGAAAACAAAAACUGCAGAUUUCAUAUUGUGAAACAGAACAAGUCCGCAAGUGUACGCAUCUGUGUGUCAGAGCUCAUCUUUUAAACAAACUCUGAAUUCCACUUUUUCCACAUGUAUAGCUGAACUUCUGAUGUGCCAAACUUUUCAUAACUUUUGAAUCUUAACAUUUUAAAAAAGUCUUAAGGGAGACACUGUAAAGUCUUAGACAAUCCUUUGGCAUCUUAAAAAAAUAUAUGUAAAACAUAAUUUUUUUCCAGAAAAUGGUAAAGUACUCAGGAAUCUGGAGACAGGAUAUUCUUAAGUAGUGAACAAGGUUGCCACAGUGCACGUGCCCAAUUGCUUUUGCCUCUUGAUAUGCCAUUAGUGCAAAAUAUUAAGCACAAAAGCGCGAUCACCAGCUAUGGACAGGCCUGUCUUAGCAGUGUGAGGCCACCUCUGACUACAUUCUCUAUCCCUUUGCUUUUAACCCUUGCAUUCAGUCUUAACACAUUUUCUCUUAAAUAAUUUAUUCAUUCCAGAAUGUCAAGGGUGCAAAUACUUAAUAUUUAUUUUAAAAUGUACUGUUGGUGGCAUUACAUUUAUAAUUCCUUAUGACUGUCUUAAAGAGCCCUUUCUCUUUCUUCCCCCAAAACAUGCAGGUGUCUGAAAAUAAAAAAUGCACCUGCUUCCCAAAAUGAAAGU
Messenger RNA from Emys orbicularis (European pond turtle), 4123 nucleotides. It is a transcript of the gene SOX6, whose product is annotated as SRY-box transcription factor 6. Gene Ontology annotation, biological process: central nervous system development; regulation of transcription by RNA polymerase II; positive regulation of chondrocyte differentiation. The coding region runs from base 524 to 3031 and encodes 835 amino acids. The record is from RefSeq and is a predicted model, not a curated record. Gene Ontology annotation, cellular component: nucleus. The transcript has 18 exons. NCBI's taxonomy places the organism in Eukaryota, Metazoa, Chordata, Testudines, Emydidae. Gene Ontology annotation, molecular function: DNA-binding transcription factor activity, RNA polymerase II-specific; RNA polymerase II cis-regulatory region sequence-specific DNA binding.